This is a messenger RNA of Onychomys torridus (southern grasshopper mouse), 1911 nucleotides long. RefSeq names its product protein phosphatase 1 regulatory subunit 32 (gene Saxo4). The record is from RefSeq and is a predicted model, not a curated record. The transcript has 18 exons. NCBI's taxonomy places the organism in Eukaryota, Metazoa, Chordata, Mammalia, Rodentia, Cricetidae. Bases 402 to 1811 code for a protein of 469 amino acids. Gene Ontology annotation, molecular function: phosphatase binding.
CUCCGCAAUUAUUUCUUCUAAGAAACUCUAACAGUGUAUUUUAUCCGAGUUACCUCUCAAACAUCCAAAGACAAACGGCAGGCAGAAAAAGCAUUCCAGACUUUAACUGCUGGUCUCCUGAAUUAAGGUACAUUCAAGCAGGUUUCCUAGCUACCGAGAAGACUCACCCGACUUGACCAGAAGCAGCAGGGCAGAGGAUCGCUGAUGGGUCUGACCACACAGGACCUGUCUCAGAACUCAGGCUGAAGGCCACUUCAUAUUUGCUGUUACCUUCCUGGUGGAGAGUCCUCUUUCCCCUCUGCCUGUACAGAUUGCCAGACGUGGUUGUCAGAUCUCUGGCUGGUGGAAGAGAGGAUAAUAACAGCUACCUGGAAGAGCCAAUAGAAGGAUGGAGAUAAAGGAUGGAGUGCGUCUGCUUGGCCAUCUCUACCUCAGGAGGGCCGGCUUCUCAGCAGCUCCUGCCUCCUGUGGCCUCUGCCGACCUCAGAGACAGCUGCAGAGGGCAGGCCUGCGGGGCCCUGCCCCACAGCACCAUGAUGGGAAAACUCCCUCUCGGGGUUGUCUCUCCUUAUGUGAAGAUGAGUUCGGGGGGAUGCUCUGACCCUCUGAAGUUUUAUGCUACCAGCUACUGCACAGCCUAUGGUCGGGAGGAGUUCAAGCCCCGAAUGGGGAGUCAUGUAGGCACAGGCUACAAAUCCAACUAUCGGCCCCUGGUCUCCUAUCAACCCCACCUGGACACCUUGGACAAUCCAGCCAUGGGGGAACAAAUCCGCGACACUUCCAAGUCUGUGGCCAGUCAGAGCUACUCGCCCCUAGAAGUGCCUGUCGGCAAGCACUCCCUGCCGUGGAACCUGUACCAGACCACCUCUGGCUAUGGGCGAGAGAGGCUAAAUUCAGGGCCACUUUCCAAGGAGGUUAGGAAGGUCCACUUCGACACCCAGGAUCACGGGCCUCAGACCAUCACAGGGCUGGAGCCCAAGGAGGUCCCCCUGCUCCACCAGCAGCAGGACAAGGGCUCUAUGGAGUGGGAGAACUCGCACUAUGGCCCACGCUUCAUGACUUCUGAGUACAAUUCCAAGUACAUCAAGGAGACUCCAAACCACCCAGAUCUCUUGCUCAAGAAGACAAUCGGUUCCAAAGAAGAAACGGGCUUCACUGAAGAGUCUACCAAGAAUCCCAUUGUCUUCCAGCCACCCUCACCGGCGUUUCCCGGGGACCCCAUCCUCCACCAGGGACGGAGUGUCACCAAGUCAGACUUCCUCCCUACAAGUCACCCUCAGGGAAGUGAGUUUCUGCCUGUGCUGGCCAGAGGCUCUGAUCGGGACACAGGAUACAGCCGAGUGAAUGAAAGGACCUUGAACCCCAGAAUGCCUACUCCAAGCCCACAGCCUGCCAGCAUGAGCCACAGGUCCUACCAGCCACCCCAGCGGAUGCAACAGACAAAUGUUGCCCUGCUUGGCAGAGAGUCUGUGGGGAACAAGGAGCCCACAGGGUUCACGAUUAACAACCCCAGCUAUGUUCGGGGCUCUUAUGAAUCUGACAGAGAUCAGCGGUACCUGACUACCUACAACCAAGGGUACUUUGAGAACAUCCCCAAGGGGCUGGACCGAGAAGGCUGGACUCGAGGAGGCAUCCAGCCCCAGAAACCAGGAGGCUACGCCCUCAAUGAGCCGGUUACCCGCAUGGAUGCCACUCCCAACCCCACGGAGACCCUGCGGAACCUGCACCCCCAUGUUGCAAGAACCUUGACUUCAGUUGACCCCUACUAUCGAGACAUACCUCAUAGCAACCGAUACACAGCUUCCAGUUGAAUCUGGAGAGGUUUGUCAUGAUGGGACAAGCUGCUUUCCCCGUGGUCCCCAAGAUCCCCCCAGUUACUUUCCUAAGGAAAUAAAGAACGCUGAAUCAGCA